CCAUGAUGCACUUGAGGUAAUAACAGCCGUGCCAAACGUUCCACUCAAAGAAGCCGGCAUUUUAUAUCUUUCUACGAUAUGAGGUGUCAUUUCCUGUAGCCCACCAUGGCGCCGGGGGAUGUGGUGCCAGAGCAUGCCAAACAGCAGAAGUCCAAGGAGAAACGUCCAGGAAACAAGGCACCAAAGUCAGAAUGUGAGGCGGAUGGGUCAUUUGUGUUUGAGGCUCAUGAAGCCUGGAAGGAUUUCCAUAACUCUCUCAGGCAUUUCUAUGAAGUGGGCGAACUGUGUGACGUCACGCUGAAGGUUGGCAGUAGGUUGAUACCGUGUCACAAGUUAGUUCUAGCUUGUGUUAUCCCCUACUUUCGGGCAAUGUUCCUAUCAGACAUGUCUGAAGCCAAACAGGAUCUUAUAGAGAUUAAAGACUUUGAUGGAGAUGCCAUCCAGGACUUGGUGCACUUCGCCUACUCCUCCAAACUCACUUUAACCGUUGACAACGUUCAGCCACUGCUUUACGCUGCCUGCAUCCUACAGGUUGAGUUGGUUGCCAGAGCUUGCUGUGAGUACAUGAAGGCCCACUUCCACCCCACCAACUGCCUGGCAGUCCGAACCUUUGCAGAGAGCCACAAUCGAGUGGACCUGAUGGACAUGGCUGACCGCUACGCCUGCGAGCACUUCACUGAGGUGGUGGAGUGUGAGGAUUUCACGUGCGUGUCACCCCAACACCUGCGCACGUUAUUGUCCUCUUGUGACCUCAACAUCCACUCAGAGACACAAGUGUAUAACGCAGCUGUGAAGUGGCUGAAAGCGAACCCACAGCACCAUGAAGCCUGGCUGGACCAGAUCAUGUCUCAGGUGCGGCUCCCGCUGCUGCCCGUAGAGUUUCUGACGGGAACCGUGGCAAAAGAAGAGAUGAUCAAGCGGAACCUGGACUGCCGUGACCUGAUGGAUGAGGCCAGGAACUACCACCUUCACCUGAGUAACAAGGUGGUUCCAGACUUCGAGUAUUCUGUCCGUACCGUCCCACGGAGGCACACCGCAGGAGUUCUGUUCUGUGUUGGGGGACGGGGAGGUUCUGGAGACCCAUUUCGCAGCAUCGAAUGCUACUCCAUUACUAAAAACAGUUGGUUCUUUGGUCCUGAAAUGAACAGCAGACGCCGUCAUGUGGGUGUGAUAUCUGUCGGAGGUAAAGUGUAUGCUGUCGGCGGCCAUGACGGUAACGAACAUCUGGGGAAUAUGGAGAUGUUUGAUCCACUCACCAACAAGUGGAUGAUGAAAGCCUCCAUGAAUACCAAAAGGAGGGGAAUAGCACUGGCGUCUCUCGGUGGUCCCAUAUACGCCAUCGGAGGUCUCGAUGACAACUCCUGCUUCAACGACGUAGAACGUUACGACAUUGAAAACGACAGCUGGAGCGCCGUGGCUCCGAUGAACACGCCCCGAGGAGGGGUUGGAUCUGUGGCUUUGGGGAGUUACGUGUACGCAGUGGGAGGAAAUGAUGGUGUGGCGUCACUUUCCAGUGUGGAGAGGUUCAAUCCCCACCUCAACAAGUGGACGGAUGUGUGCGAGAUGGGCCAGCGGCGCGCCGGGAAUGGCGUCAGCAAACUCAAUGGCUGCCUCUACGUUGUUGGUGGCUUUGAUGACAACUCCCCCCUGAGCUCCGUGGAGCGCUUUGACCCCCGGAUGCACCGCUGGGAGUACGUGGCAGAGCUCACCACCCCGCGCGGUGGUGUCGGGGUUGCCACUGUAAUGGGCCGAGUGUUUGCAGUCGGGGGACACAAUGGGAACAUUUACCUGAACACAGUGGAGGCUUUUGAGCCGAGGAUGAACAGAUGGGAACUGGUGGGCUCUGUGUCCCACUGCCGAGCCGGAGCCGGAGUGGCCGUGUGCUCGUCUCACGUCAGCCAGAUCAGAGACGUCGGCCAGGGCUCCAGCAACGUGGUCAACUGCAUGUGACGACCGCCCCGCGUUUGACAAGGUGACUGACUGCAGCGUCACCGUCAGAUCCGAUCACAGCACAAAGCACACAGCGAGCGAAGCUACUCGCCUUCACGCUGCAGGCCGAUGUUCGGUCAGCACACCGUAUCAGAGGAUGACUAGGGAAAAGCAACAGACUUGAAUUAAAAAAAUACACACUGACAAAAUUUUAUGUUUCUAAACUUCUGGUGGUAUUUGCAAUCUUUAAUGAAGUAUUUUUUGUUUCUUUGUUUGUUUGAGUAGAUAUUAUUUGCUGAGCUCUUAUUUAAAGGAAACGUCCUGAGAAUUAACGUAUUCAGAGUAAAGACUGUAACAAGGGGCCAGUAUGAAAGGAUUUAAAGUUCUCUGAAAAGACGGCCGCUGCUUUGCUGCAUUUGCUCCAUUCGUCCAGAGUGAUGUGACUGAUCGCUAUCUUACUGCCUCAUUUUUGUCAGUCAGGAUGUGAGGUUGUUUUCCUUUACUCCCACUCCAAGUUUUACAUUUUUUCAUGCUCUCUUUAGUUUUAAGCUGACCUAGCUGACAUUUAUACUUUGAUUUUAUCCGAUAAGGAACAGUGCUGGUCAGUAAAAGCUAGAAACAAAUCAGUCCUCGCUUUCAGGACCUUUAACGCUCGGGGACUCACACUCCUGCAAGUGCCAAACAGAACAAACUCUGACAAAUCCAGUUGAAAUCUGCUGCAUUAAUAUUUCUUCUCCAUUGCUGACAGAGGUGAUAUAAAGAGAUCAAAGCAAUAUGUUACACCGCUUUAGUACGACAAUAUUUCCCUUAAAAUUUGAGAUUUGUGAAUGAUGAUAGCUGGACUGUCAGAAAUCCUAAUCAUUUUGAUGUUUUAGACGUGUACGGUAUUCAGACGAGGUUUGUAUCUGCAAAUGGUUCCAUUAUAUUUCAAUAUGCAUAUAAAUGUUUUUGUAUAAUCGAACAAUUCCUAACUGUAUAAUCCAUUGCUGUUCUCUAUUUUCCUAGAAUAGACGUGAGGUCUGAAUAUAUUUUUGUCCAAAUUAGGAAAUUUCAUGUUAUAUGUUCAUACAGUAUGUCAGUUUAGCACAAGUGGUUCUGCCAUAUGGAAGAUUUCAAAUAUUUAUAACCUUUGGCAGAAUUUUCAUAAUAGGACUACAAAUGACUCUUUCAGAUAUACUGUUUGUACAAGAUAAAUACAGUGUUGCACAAAUCUUGUGUUAAAUUUAACAAUCAUUUUUCUAGCAAACUUGAAGCCAGUUUUGUGUUUUUAAAUGUUAAUGUGUGAACAGUGAGGUGUUUGACUAUAUUGUGCUUUAUGAACAUAGUGUUGGUAUAAAAUUAUUAAAUAAAGUUGUUUGAAUAUCA
Molecule: messenger RNA, 3294 nt
Organism: Gambusia affinis (western mosquitofish)
Lineage: Eukaryota; Metazoa; Chordata; Actinopteri; Cyprinodontiformes; Poeciliidae
Gene: klhl8
Product: kelch-like family member 8
Exons: 12
Coding region: 106-1950 (614 amino acids)
Molecular function (GO): protein binding
Source: RefSeq, a predicted model, not a curated record